CAUUUUGGUUAGGAAAAUUGUGUUAGCUAGUCAUUAAACGUGUUCCCCUUCCCGACAGCCUCCUCAACACCCUAACCAAUACUGUUGAAACCCACCGAUUCAGAUCCGAAACCACAAAUCAAACCCACCAAAUUCAGAUCGGAAACCACAAAUCUGUUCCGUUUCGUCGGUGACUUCUCUCCGAUCAAACAAAGCGUCAAUCUUUCUUGAUUUCAAGCAUAGUACCGAGUUCUCUCAUUAUUUCUUCGUACCUUCUCUAGAAAAAAUAACAGUGCGACGAGUUCUUCUGAUUGAAAGAUUCUACUUGUCACCAAGAAAGACAAGUCUUCUCAAGUCCCACUGUUCUGUUUGAGAAAUUGGAGGGGUUGAUGAACUUGGAAACCAGACACACACACCGUCGACGACGUUUUUCCAGUUCUAGGGUUUAUUACGUCAAUGGAUUCGAAUCAGGAAACUGAAGCUUCGGCCAACACUCCUUCCUUGCCGAAGAGCGUGUACAAGGAUCCAGAUGAUGGGCGCCAACGGUUCUUGCUCGAACUUGAAUUCGUCCAGUGUCUCGCUAAUCCUACCUACAUACACUAUUUAGCUCAAAAUCGAUAUUUUGAGGAUGAAGCUUUCAUCGGCUACUUGAAAUACCUUCAAUAUUGGCAACGACCCGAGUAUAUAAAGUUUAUAAUGUAUCCUCACUGCCUAUAUUUUCUCGAGCUUCUCCAAAACUCAAACUUCCGGAAUGCAAUGGCACACCCAGGCAACAAGGAAUUGGCCCACAGGCAGCAAUUCUAUUAUUGGAAGAACUAUAGGAACAAUCGCAUGAAGCAUAUUUUACCAAAACCCCCUCCUGAACCUGUUGCUGCACCCCCUGCUUCUGUCCCACCUCCACCUCCCGUACCACCUUCGACUAUCCCUGUAUCUGCUGUCCCUCCUCCUCAACCUGCUCCUUCUCCAGCUUUAUCUCCUAUGCAGUAUGCCAUUCCCCAUGGAUCUGCUCUGCCAAAGAAUGACCUGAGGACUAGUGGGGUUGAUCGAAGAAAGAGAAAGAAAGAAGUAUGACCUGCCAUUUACAAGAAGGUGAUAGAUUUCCCUUGAUUAGAUGAGAUUGAUUACCUUGGUGCCUCUCAUGUGGGAGAAGCUAUGAAACCUUGUCCAGCUAAUGACGAGCAGAUAUGCUUGAGAUUGUUACAACCAUUUAUGCUAGCUUCCUCUUUUUGGUAAAAGCAUAUUCUCUUACGCAUCUGAAAUACCGUUCCACCACAAUUGUCCAUUCCCAGUUGUGAGGGAAGUUUGAAGCUGUUCUGGAUGCAGAACCAUUGUUUUCCGCUAUUUGUAUUCCUGGCUCUGCUGUCAUGCUGGAUUGUGAUCUUCUGGCUCCCUUUAUGCCAGCCUUGAUUUAGGCUUUCUUGAUUGUGUAGAAUCUCAGUGGGCAUAUAGCUUAAAAACUUUGGGGUUCCCUUCAAAUUCUAGCUCAUGCAUUUGAUUUUCUUCUA
Molecule: messenger RNA, 1484 nt
Organism: Rhododendron vialii
Lineage: Eukaryota; Viridiplantae; Streptophyta; Magnoliopsida; Ericales; Ericaceae
Product: mediator of RNA polymerase II transcription subunit 31
Exons: 7
Coding region: 436-1050 (204 amino acids)
Biological process (GO): regulation of transcription by RNA polymerase II
Cellular component (GO): core mediator complex; mediator complex
Molecular function (GO): transcription coregulator activity
Source: RefSeq, a predicted model, not a curated record